Molecule: messenger RNA, 455 nt
Organism: Suillus discolor
Lineage: Eukaryota; Fungi; Basidiomycota; Agaricomycetes; Boletales; Suillaceae
Exons: 2
Coding region: 115-336 (73 amino acids)
Source: RefSeq, a predicted model, not a curated record
GUGAAUUUCUCUUCCAACUCUUCUCAUACACUCUGCAACACUGCCGAGUUAAUCCCAGACACCUCCCAUGCUGAUCCCGGGUCGACCACCUUUUUGUUGAGAGAUGAUGGAUGGAUGGUUGGACCAAAUGAUCGGCUCUUAUUCUGGGUACCACCCGCUUCCAGACCGGCAUUUUAUAGUCCUUGGAAUGCCUUGGUCAUACCGGGAAAUGUUGAGCUUGAUUUGAGCCGCAUGGCACAUGGAUCACGCUGGCAGGAUUGCAAAAGUCCCACUCGGAGAACUACGAAGGAGCGACUACUUUCCCUCGAUUCGCUGGCUAGGGGAGACUAUGUCUGACAUGACUGUACAUCUUAUUCCAAUGAUUGACGUGUGGAGAUGCGGGAUACAAUAUGAUAUUGAAUAUGAAGUGGAAUUCGUUGACUAUUCUAAUUGCCUAUCUAUGAUCGAGACGGUGC